CUCGAUUGAUACACUUCACUAAAAUGGCAUUCAAGUUUGUUCUGUUCGCGUGUUUGGUGGCGGCAGCGAGCGCUGGUUUGCUCCCAGCAGCGCACGUGACGUACUCAGCGCCCGCGCACGUAGUGCACGCUGCCCCCGUGGCAUACGCCGCCCCCGUCGCCAAGGUGGUGGAGGAGUACAACGCGCACCCCCAGUACAGCUUCGCGUACGACGUGCAGGACGGUCUCACCGGCGACUCCAAGAGCCAGCACGAGAGCCGCGACGGUGACGUCGUGCAGGGCUCCUACUCCGUGGUCGACCCCGACGGCACCAAGCGCACCGUGGACUACACCGCUGACCCGCACAACGGUUUCAACGCCGUCGUGCGCAAGGAGGCUCUCGGACACGUCGCUAAGGUCGUCGCCCCUGUUGCCAAGGUCGUCGCCCCUGUAGCAUACGCCGCCCCUGUCGCCAAGAUUGCCGCCCCUGUCGCCUACCACUCUGCCCCCGUCGCAUACGCCGCCCCCAUCGCCAAGAUCGCUGCCCCCGUGACCUACCACUCCGCCCCCGUCGUGCACAGCGCUCCCCUCGCCUACUCCGCUCCCAUCUACCACCAUUAAUUGAUU
Molecule: messenger RNA, 605 nt
Organism: Helicoverpa zea (corn earworm)
Lineage: Eukaryota; Metazoa; Arthropoda; Insecta; Lepidoptera; Noctuidae
Product: larval cuticle protein A2B-like
Exons: 2
Coding region: 24-599 (191 amino acids)
Cellular component (GO): extracellular matrix
Source: RefSeq, a predicted model, not a curated record